AUGGACCUUCAACCCACAGGAACGCAAAAACGCGCCGUCACAGCGUGCUCGGAAUACUGCAGGAGGAAACAGAAGCCAUACGCGUCUCUGAUCCUGCGAGCAUCUUCGUUCUUCUCGCCUGACACGCAUUACUCUCGAGUAUGGAUGAAGCUGAGGAAGAGGCCGAAGGGACUCAACACGGACAUGACCUCGUUACCUUGGCUCUCACCGAGCAGAUUGGCUAUUUCACGCGCCAGGGGCACAUCCCUUUACUUCAAUUGCAACAAGUGGGCAAUCCAACAAGAGUCGUCAAUUAAGCCCGCUAACACGGCUCAGACUAUUUCAUUCGGUAUCCUCUCUCCUCGUGAUAAUUGGCGAUCUAUUGGUGCGCCUGAUCCCGGCACCAGCCAGAGGUAUCGCGAACUGCUCUCCCGGCUGCCCCCAAACGCUAUCCUCGCAGACCUCGUGGAUGUGUUUUUUGCGCAAACAUUCCUAUAUUCUCAGGUCUUGGAGCGCUUCUACUUUGAUAAGCUUCAUUCGGACUGGCUCACUAGUAAUGCUCAAUUGACCACAGCCUCCUUGCUACGCAAUAUCCGAUUCUUCUCAGCUCUCAUCUCUCAAGUGGUUGCCGUCGCGCUGCAGUUUCUUCCGUCUCAGGUUGCGGUGCGUGGAGAACUCGGAAUCGAAGACCAGGAGCAUUGUGACAAGCUAUCUCAUACAUACAAGCUCGGGACGUGGAACAGCAGCGUGGCAUGGUUUGGGAAGCGCGAUCAGGUCAGCUUGUCUGGUUCAUUGAUGCAUUCUCCAACUGACGCCUCCAGCCAUAUGGCCGUCAUUCUCAACCGGCCCCGCCUGAUACACCUCAAUGACUGCUCAGCGAAGAAACCAACAGAUUGCGAAUUCCCCCAAGACCCUUCUUCUUGCAUACCAAAAGCAUCAGGCAUCGACGGACUACCCUCUUCCCUUGCUGUGCAACUAUUCAAUUACGAUAUCGGGUGUAAAGUGCACGCGAUGUUCUCAUCUGGCACACACACGCGGCAUGUUUCGAGCUAUGAAACUGUCAUGAAUCUUGACCGCGAUGUUAGGGAAAUGCUUGAAUGA
Molecule: messenger RNA, 1080 nt
Organism: Fusarium vanettenii 77-13-4
Lineage: Eukaryota; Fungi; Ascomycota; Sordariomycetes; Hypocreales; Nectriaceae
Exons: 4
Coding region: 1-1080 (359 amino acids)
Source: RefSeq, a predicted model, not a curated record